AUGGAAUGGUACGCCCGGUUCACAACGGGUUUCUGCGUAUUGAUUACUGAUGGAUGUCCUUUACCCAGCGACGUUCUCGCCGAAUUCCACCAGCCACGAAGCGGUAUCCAGUUCCUUGCCGAUAGGAUGCUGUUUCCGAGCUGUGGAACUCCUCCUAGACUCAGCAUCAUGUAUUUCCUGGCCGAGAUAUCCGCAAGGUCUCUGGUAAAUCGGAUCCAUUACUCGAUCAAUUUCACAAAUAGCAUGAACACAUAUACCGGCGGUGGUCUAUGCCAGCCUCAACCUCACGAUUUCAAUAAUGUCGACACGCUAUCUUCACUUCGAAAUAUCUGUAAUGAGCUCACUCACCAGCUCGAGACCUGGUAUAACUCCUUGCCUGCUACAAUCAAGCCUGACCUGACACCAGAUACGCGGGACGACAACAUUCAGUCCGAUAUUUAUGUCCUCACUAUAAGCUAUGCCGGCGCUCUUUAUGAGUACCAUGCUGACAAUAGUAGCGCGUUCGCUUCAGCCCUGAUACUAUCUAUUUCGGCUUCGUCACAUUCUCUACGGGAAUAUGUUUCGGACCUUGAGUCUCUUCAAACUCUGGCCCUUGACGCACUGCGCCCCUGGGCGGAAGAUGGAUCAGCUAUCGAAAGCGCAUAUGAGAUACUUAGUUCAAUACGCAAUAAAUUCCGGUAUCGCGAUCCUGUUUGA
Penicillium lagena is the source of this 696-nucleotide messenger RNA. RefSeq lists its product as uncharacterized. The transcript has 2 exons. NCBI's taxonomy places the organism in Eukaryota, Fungi, Ascomycota, Eurotiomycetes, Eurotiales, Aspergillaceae. The coding region runs from base 1 to 696 and encodes 231 amino acids. The record is from RefSeq and is a predicted model, not a curated record.